Messenger RNA from Babesia microti strain RI, 1080 nucleotides. RefSeq names its product conserved Plasmodium protein, unknown function. The transcript has 7 exons. The record is from RefSeq and is a predicted model, not a curated record. The coding region runs from base 1 to 1080 and encodes 359 amino acids. Lineage: Eukaryota; Apicomplexa; Aconoidasida; Piroplasmida; Babesiidae.
AUGCUACGAAGUCCAUACUUUUACCUCAAUCCAACUGUUUUAAAUAAACUACUUCCAGGUACAUUCGUCAAGGGAAUUCUUUUGGAGCAAAUUCCCGAGAAGUUGAGGGAGAAGGAUGUACUGAUAGAUACAUUUAAACAGAUAGGACUGUCCUUUACAGAUGAUAAAAUUCAUAUUAUGAAGAGUAGAUUAGGGAGAAGUAUGGGUAGAGCUAUCUUGUUAACUGAUUCCAUGGACAAUCAACCGACAUCUCUUAAAAAUGACAUUGAAAAAAUCGCAAAAAUCUUACCAGAAGGUUGUAAAGUUACUUUAUGUGAUAAACAUCAUGUUAGAAUGUUUGCAGAGCAGUGUUAUCGGUUUGUAUAUUUAUCGGAAGAUUUAAGGAGAUUGGCACAUCCUGAUAAUUUACAUCGCAUCGUAACUAUAACCCCGGUACCAAGGAGUUACGGCCGUUACGAACUGGCAAAGAUAAUUUGUGAGCAUACUGGUGUUGAAAUUUACCCAGAGAAUGCGAUUUUUAGAUUCACAAAAUCUGGCUCACAAGAUACAACUGCUUGGGUCAUCACCAAUAGUGUUAAAGAUGCAAGUCAUAUUAUAUCUAAGUUCCAAGAAAUAGCUGUGCCUGAACAGUACCAAUAUAAAAGUUUAAUGGGAACAACUUUUCUUUACGCAUCCCGCUCGAAUUUAUUUUUAACUCACGAAUCACUUGAUCUAAUACCUAGGAGAAGCAAAUACCAGAUUGCAAUUUUCGGUUGGCAUGAUGAUGUAAAUGAAGAGGAGAUUGAGCAUUUACUGCGAUCUUUGAAGUUUUAUCCGAAAAAAGUGACAAAAGUACCAAUUAAAUUGCCCUCAGCCACAGAAGGAAACGAUUCUAUGGUUAUUGUCGAGUUUGACAGGAUGAGGAACACUAAAAUUGCAAUGACCCGGUUGCAAAUGCUCAAGAAACGCUGGAAAAUAUCCCCGACUGCAAAUUUUUAUGCCUAUCCUAAGUUGGCUGAUGUACAUUGGGAGGGUGAAAAUGAGAAUUCGGAUGAAGAUGAUGCAGACGAUUCGGAUUUGGAUGAACCAAUUGACUAUUAA